UUGUCCGCGCGAUAGCACGCGUGCGCGGUCACCGUCCGCCAUCUUUGAUUUCACAAACCUAUAACAAAAUACCAUCAGCCAAUAGUGACAAACAAAAACAACACUCAACUAAAUAUAAAUAAAGUUGUAAGUGCAAAAAACUAUGUCCUGACAAAAUAAUGGCGGACUUGAUGCAAAGAUUAAGAGAACUGGGACGCAAGAAAGAUGUGAAUUUGAACAAUAGUGUUUAUUCUGUGAUAUCGUGUAGUGACCUAACACCGGGGAGUGUCGAUAUAUGGGUGGACCUGCCUGACGAAAUCAAGUUUGACCCCCUACUGGCGCCCUUCAAGCAGCGGUAUGAGCAACAGCAUGGUAAAAUAGAAUCGGAGGAACCUACAGAAGGUGAUAAGACAAUAUUUGAUAAGAAACAUGAGGUGGACACGAAGAAGGAAGACGCGGAACCUCUUAAAGAUGCUGCUAAUAGAUUAAUGGAUCCUAUGCAAACUAAGGAUGAAAAGAAAUUGAAAUCAGUAAAGAAGAAACGGCUAGACCAAGCACUGCGGACAGUGAAGCUUUGUGCCCUGAUCUCCUGCUGGGUGCUCCUCACUGUGUCCUUAUUGAUGAACAUGGAACGGUCAGACGUGGUCCUACAUACUGCUGUGCAAGGUGGCGAGAUUAAAGAAUACGUGUUACCAGCCAGUGAGCAUCGUGUUAAAGUAUCGAUCACAUUGACUGGUCCCUUUGCCCAGCCUGUUACCAAUGACAGCGUGAACUCACUUCAUCUUUGGCUGCAUAGAUCUGUCGGUGACAAUACAACAGCUGAAUUUGAACAAAAUUCAACUAAAUGGAGUAUACACCUUCAGCCUGAAGAUAUCCUCGACUUUUCCCCCAGUUCCACUGAGACCAGGUUACUUAUCCUUGAGGAUCAGGCGCCCAUACUCACGAGAGGACAUCAUGACCUGAACACAUCCUCACACAGCCUUAUAACGGAAGAGAUCACUAGAUGGGGUCAGAUUGGAAUGAACGGUACAAAACUGACUCUGCGCAUGAGUUCCACGAGUAGCAGUAUAGUUCCACUGACCGUCAGUUACCAGAUGAACCCGAUCGACCCGGAGGAUGGCAUUAUAUAUGCUACCAUACUUCUCAUCACUUUAUACACUCUUAUUAUUUUUGAGAUAGUAAACCGCACAAUUGCAGCUCUUCUUUCCUCGACUUUAGCAGUAGGAGUUCUGGCUCUAUGUGGAGCUCGACCCACGUUACCUGAGCUGGUUUCCUGGCUGGAUGUGGAAACUCUGCUCCUGCUAUUCAGCAUGAUGUUGCUGGUCGCUAUCCUGGCUGAAACUGGACUGUUCGACUAUCUCGCUGUCUUGGCUUUUGAAGUGACAGGCGGCAGAACAUGGCCUCUGAUCAACGUCCUAUGUUUCUUCACGGCAAUAUUCUCGACAUUCCUGGACAAUGUUACAACCGUGCUACUGAUGACACCAGUUACCAUAAGGCUCUGCGAGGUAACGCAACUGAAUCCAGUACCUGUUCUAAUGUCGAUGGUGAUAUUCAGCAAUGUAGGGGGCGCUGCCACUCCUGUGGGCGACCCACCCAACGUUAUCAUUGCCACACACCCAUCUAUAGUGAAAGCGAAUAUCAACUUCACGACGUUCACUAUACAUAUGGGGGUAGGCAUACUAAUAGUAUGUGUGCAGACAUACUUCCAACUUAGAUAUAUGUUUAAAGACAUUAACAAAUUGAGACAUAGUGUUCCUAGAGAUAUAUUAGAGUUACGUCAGGAGUUGGCAGUUUGGAGACGCGCUGCUGCUUCAUUAUCGUCCUACUCUCGGGAUGAAGAUAUAGUGCGGAGGGCGCUUGAAAAGAAGGUGGAAAAGCUGAACAUGGCGUUGAAUCGCCGUGAAGCCGGGGGCGGGGCCUCCAGAACUGAUCCCAUGUUCUGCUCCACACUAGCGCAAAUGAAACAGAAGUAUCGAAUAAGAGACAAGCCGUUGUUAGUGAAGUCCACUAUCUGCGUCUCCUUCGUCAUCAUAGUAUUCUUUCUACACGCCAUUCCUGAAUUACAACGGCUCUCUCUAGGCUGGACGGCUCUUCUAGGAGCCUUGCUGCUGCUUCUCCUGGCUGAGAGAGCCGACUUGGAGCCAAUCCUGGCCAGGGUCGAGUGGUCAACGUUAUUGUUCUUCGCUGCACUCUUUGUGCUUAUGGAGGCUCUAUCGAAGCUCGGUCUAAUAUCCUGGAUAGGCAGCAUGACAGAAAACGUAAUAUUACAAGUUGGUCAAGAAUCCAGGCUUACAGUGGCAAUUAUGCUGGUAUUAUGGGUAUCAGGCAUAGCAUCAGCGUUCGUGGACAACAUUCCUCUGUCCACGAUGAUGGUGAGGGUGAUAGCAGCGCUGGCUGACCCAGCCGGGCUGGGUCUACCACUCGCUCCUCUCGCCUGGGCUCUCAGCUUCGGAGCCUGUCUUGGAGGAAACGGAACUUUGAUUGGCGCAAGCGCAAACGUCGUAUGCGCAGGAGUGGCCGAACAACACGGGUACCGGUUCACAUUCCUACAAUUUUUGAAAAUUGGUUUUCCUAUAAUGCUUGGGAACUUAGCGGUCGCUUCACUAUAUUUAUUAUUCUGUCAUUGUUUCCUACAAUUACAUUGAUUUUUUUAAAGUUGGUCAAAAUGUGAAAUCCUCUUUGACGGGUCCCGUACAAUUUUUCAAUUUAAGUAGGUAGGAACUUAAUAUUUUUUUUUAUUAAGAAAAAUUAUCGAUCAAAACAUUACUUAUUUAAAAUGGUUUAAAACAAUUUCAAAGACAUUUACUUUUUUUUAACAUUAAUUCGUGUUGUUAAAAUUGAUGUUUAAAAACUUUAUUUUAAGAGAGAUUUAAAAAAAGUCACUACCAUUAUCCCCUGUAGGUAUAGUAAAUGCUUUUGAGUUG
This is a messenger RNA of Spodoptera exigua (beet armyworm), 2903 nucleotides long. NCBI's taxonomy places the organism in Eukaryota, Metazoa, Arthropoda, Insecta, Lepidoptera, Noctuidae. The record is from the annotation of a GenBank genome assembly.